AUGGAUUCCAUCCCACCCCGUCCCUUCUCGACCGCCGCAGGUAUCCCGGUGGCCGACGUCUUCCCGAUGCGACCGGUGACGUUGGGUGAACCCAACACGCUGGUGUGUAUGGUGGGGAACAUCUUCCCGCCGGCGGUGGAGAUCAGCUGGCAGCUGGACGGGGACCCCGUCACCCAAGGGGUCACCCACACCCACUACACCCCCACGGCCGACCUGGCCUUCGUCCGCUUCUCCUACCUGCCGGUGACGCCCGCCGCCGGUGACAUCUACGCCUGCGUUGUCACCCGCGAAGGGGACAACACCUCCGUCAUCACCUACUGGGUGCCCCAAAACCCCGUCCCCUCCGAGGUGCUGGAGACGGCGCUGUGCGGCGCCGCCAUGGCAUUGGGCAUCCUCCUGGCGCUGCUCGGCAUCGCCAUGAUCCUGGUGGCGCGCCGCAGCACCCACGGUUGA
Molecule: messenger RNA, 453 nt
Organism: Nipponia nippon (crested ibis)
Lineage: Eukaryota; Metazoa; Chordata; Aves; Pelecaniformes; Threskiornithidae
Source: RefSeq, a predicted model, not a curated record